AUGUCCUCAAUUCAGCGAUUCUUUCAAACGCUGGGAGGUCUAUAUAUUUUAAAUAAAUUAAUUCCUACAUUUGGCAUAAUUUCUGGUAUAAUACUGAUAUACAUGCUAUUUACACCAUAUUAUUAUAUCACCUUGCUGUAUUUCGUCUUUAUGUACAUUGACCGAGACAGUCCAAACCGGGGUGGUCGUCCGUGUUAUUGGCUCAGGAAUGCAGUCUUAUUCAAACAUUUUGCCGAUUAUUUUCCCAUGAAGUUAAUUAAAACCCAUGACUUGGACCCUGGUCAAAAUUACAUGUUUGUUUGCCACCCGCACGGACUGAUGGCCCUAUCAUUUAUUGGCCACUUUCUCGUUCAACGGACCGGAUUUGCCACCAUUUUCAAGGGCCUCAACAGUCGAUUCGCUACAAUAGAUAUGCAAUUCCGGUUCCCUUUCCAUAGGGAAGUAGCAAUGAUGCUAGGUGCAAUCGCCGCGAGUAGGCGCAGCAUUGAAUGGUGUUUAAGAUCUCAUUCUCACCAAACGAGAGCACCGGUACCAGAGAUGUGCUGCCAUUAUGGCCGUAACGCUGACCACUCCAUACACCCGCUAAUCCUGAGCCGUACGUCUCCGCGGGAAAUGACGGGUCAGGAGCUGUCGGACGGGGAGCUAAUGAGCCUAUUCGAGGCGGCCAGAUGGGCACCCUCAUUCUACAAUCAGCAACCAUGGCGAUUCGCGUACGCCAAACGCAACACGGACAAUUACGCCAAGUUUGAGUCGCUGGUGUGGCCCCUGAACCUGCAGUGGUGUCGGGAGGCGUCGGCGCUGGUAGUGGUGGCCUCUCAUCGACUGUUUUACAGAAAGGGUGACAACACUAAAGAGUUGCCGAACCCGACCCAUAGCUUCGACGCCGGGGCCGCCUGUAUGGCGCUGGCGCUGGAGGCCAAUGCCGGCGAUUUGGUGGUACACUGUAUGGCCGGCUUUGACUACGAGAGGGCGUACGAAAUGUUUGCUGUUGAUAAGGAGCGCUACAACAUUGACUGUAUGAUAGCGAUUGGGCGCCGCCCGGAGCCCCACCGACGCCCCCCUCAGCCCCGCAUUUCAGCCCGAAAUCCCCUCAAAGUGUUUGUAUCGGAGGGCGGCUUCCGUAAAGGAUUUGUGUGUAUUUUAUACGCGUUUUGUGUGCUUUUUGUUUACCAUGUUUUGUGUCGACAAUUGGCCUGUAAUAAGGCGUCAGAAAAGACGGCCGACAGUAUGUUUGGCCAUAUGGUUGGCUACGGCAACAAUAGCAGGGGGUUCCCAGAGACCGAGGUGGAAAUGCACAAAUAUUGCAAUUCCCAAUUAUCGGACCUAAAAGUAUUGGAAAACUAUACAAAACGGUGCAAAAAGGGUUUACCGAAACAGUUUUUUGCAAUAAUGAUGUACACGACUAAAGCCAAUGUCAACCGUAUGUGCAAAAAGGGCUCGAGAAAGGGUCGCGAGUUUAUGUCGGGCGCCAAGUGUUUCAAUAAAGCGACGUUUGAGUUGGAAAAGUGUCACAUCGUUAUGAUUGACCACUUGUUGGGAGUUAUCAACGCUGACGACAAACUCAAGAUACCCUACACUUGU
Messenger RNA from Medioppia subpectinata, 1581 nucleotides. NCBI's taxonomy places the organism in Eukaryota, Metazoa, Arthropoda, Arachnida, Sarcoptiformes, Oppiidae. The record is from the annotation of a GenBank genome assembly.